GCAAUUGCGCAGGAGAGCAAGAUGAAGACCGUCUGCGUGAAGGCGCGCACGGAGAAUCAUACCUUGGAGUCCUUGAGGUUGAAGGGGGAUGCCUACAGGAAGGCGCAAGAGGAGCUCAAGGUGGCGCGCCAGCUUGCCGAGGAGCACGACUCGAGCCAGUUCGGCAGCCCGAGCGGUGCCCAAGCGGCUGCUGGGUCGCAGCUUGGUGGAGCUGUUGCUGUUUCGGCUGGCCCGAUGCUGAACCCGACGGCGAUGGCCUGCUCGCGGACCGUCUUCACGGGCGAGGGUGGCCGCGGUGUGCCGAGGACCCCAGGAGCGAAGCCCCGCACAGCCAAGUCGGCGGUGUCCGAGGCAAAGAAGUCCGAAGUGGAGGAGCUCGUCGAUCGUCGCAUUGCCGCUCUGGACGUGAACAGGUGCUGGUCAGGCGUCGCCAUGGGCCGCGAACUUCGCUGGGCCAAGGAGUCGCAUGCGAGCAUCAUGGAGUCGAAUCCCACGGUGCAAGAUUCAGAGACAGCGGACAAACUACGUGAGCACAUCUCGGUCUGCGACGCGAUCUGCGGGCUCGUCGAGAAGCCCAUCGCGACCGUGCCGAAGCAAACGCUCGAGGACCUCCUCUGUGCCAUCGAGAAGGGCGACGAGGAUAUGCCGAGCAAGUGGAAGAUGGACGUGCUGAAGCUGAAGGUUACAGAGACGAUCAAGUUGCCCGACAUGGACAUGAACGAUUUCUUUCACAUCAUCGCGCCAUGGGAGGUGAGUCAUCCAUAUGGCAACGUUGACUACAAGUUCAAGCCGGCGCGCCCAAGGGUCAUCACUUGCGACGGUAGCGUCUCGGACAAGAUGUCCAGUUGCGAAGGGUUCUUUUCGGAGGCGCUGGCCUACCACAUCCAGGCUGGCAGGGGCGGGCAGUCCAAGCUUGUCGCGUUCUGCAGCACGUGCCUCGACUGGCUCGACGACAAGUGCCCUGACGAUGAGACCUUCGACGAGCUCGUUUCGUCGAUGACUACGCGCUUGCAAGCGCUGCUGUGCAUCGCAGACCCCAUGUGCCUGGAGUACAGCGACGCGCUCACGACAAUGACGGAUGCCAGAUCGUCGGAGCUUGGGAAGGUGUGCUUGCGCCACCUGAACUUGGCCGUGAAGCGCUCGACGCACUACACUGCUCUCAAG
Messenger RNA from Prorocentrum cordatum, 1164 nucleotides. The record is from the annotation of a GenBank genome assembly. NCBI's taxonomy places the organism in Eukaryota, Dinophyceae, Prorocentrales, Prorocentraceae.